AUGAGUGAUCGAAACACAAUUCCAACAAUGUUGGAUUUAAGAAGAUGGACAGCUACUCUGUCCGGUGCUUCUUUACCGAAGAUUUCCAUUAGGAGUAUGCUAAAGAACCGGGAAAUAGGUCGACGUAGAAAGCCAACAAAUCGUCGUCUGUCGUUUAUGCCAAAUAUAUCCAAUAGUUUCACACUGAGUGAGAAAGCUAAACUCGUCAAUAGAUUUCUGCCCAACGAAUGGAAACUGAUCACAAUGACUAAUUCUGAAUUGUUCCGCUGUUCUCACGUACAAGAUGAGGGAUUCGUUACUUUAGAUAAAGCAAAAAUAUUACGCUUUUAUGCCGAAGAACAAUCAGAAUAUGAAUUAAUGAAUAGCUUUCAUUUAGUAAAUACGGAAGGAGCUAUUAAUGAUUUAGCUCGCAGUACGAGGGGUGAUCAAUUAGCAUACGUAACUUCUAAUGCAUAUCG
This is a messenger RNA of Acanthocheilonema viteae, 458 nucleotides long. Lineage: Eukaryota; Metazoa; Nematoda; Chromadorea; Rhabditida; Onchocercidae. The record is from the annotation of a GenBank genome assembly.